Molecule: messenger RNA, 519 nt
Organism: Morus notabilis
Lineage: Eukaryota; Viridiplantae; Streptophyta; Magnoliopsida; Rosales; Moraceae
Exons: 2
Coding region: 1-519 (172 amino acids)
Source: RefSeq, a predicted model, not a curated record
AUGGCCGAGCACGAUCAUGAAGAUAACAACCAUUUAUUCGAAUCUUAUAGCCGCGAAGAAUUGGUGAAGAUUGCAGGAUAUGGAGAAGAAAAGCUUUCCACCGUCCUUAUUACAGGCUCAGUCCAUUGCGAAGCUUGUCUAAAUGAAGCUCAGCUUUAUGCAUGGCCCGUUUCAGGUGCUUUGGUUGCCGUUAACUGUCAUAUUAACGGAAAGAAGGGAAAAUCAAGUUGGACAAAAUGUGUUACAGAUGAAUAUGGAGAUUUUGCUGUUGACCUUCCUUCAAACUUACAUGCAAUUCCAAACUUGGACAGAAAGUGUUCAGUUAAAGUCCUUAGAGUGCCAAAGAACUCGCUGUGCAGACCGGCUAAUGUGAGGAGGAACAAGGGGCUGAGGUUCUUGUCGGUCGGGAACGGCAUUCGAACUUACGACGCCGGAGCUAUAAGAUUCCAGCAUUUGACAUCAAGACUCACACAAGGAUGCGGUAGAAAAGAAAGCCACAAUGCAAAAAUGAUGUCAUAG